CUGUGAAGGUUUACCUAAGAAACUUUUCUUUGUAUAUAAAAUUUAAAACUUUAAAAUAUUUUCUAAUAAACAUGAAGCAUUGUACUUUUCUAAAUUUAAAUUAAAUAUUGUAAAAAUUACAAAAAACCGGCGUUACGUUUAAUGGUGCGAAAAAUAGAAAAAGACUGUGAUUUAUGGUAACAAUGCUUUGAAAUGAUAAAAUAAGCACGAGGGAAGAUUUCCAUAAAAUGUUAUUAUAUUUGCUGUUUCUUUCUUUUAUCCAUUUUGCAAGUUUAAAGAGUAUUUGGGAUGAUAUCAAUUUGCCUCCAGAGCACAUGCCUUAUUUCUUUAAUAAUAAUUUGAAUUUGGCUUCACUCUGCGAAAAAAAUAGGAAUUGUCCUUAUAAGAAAUACUUAAACAAGAAAAACUGUUGGGGAUAUGAAAAGAACUGUUCCCUAAGUUACAGAUAUUCUGAUCCUAUUUGUGAUGGUGAAGCAAAAGGAUGGGUUACGUCAAAAAAAGAUCAGAUCCAUACUUUUUAUACUCAAGGAGAUUUUGGUUACAUUAAAGAAAGAAGGAAUGAGUUAAUCACAUUAUGUUUACCAGAACAUCCUGAUGAUAGUUUACUUGAAUGCAGCAAAUAUACUAGAUUUUGUAGGGCAAGGAAUAUAAUUUUUCAUUUCAAAUCACUUGAAAAACUUCCAGAACCAAUAAGAUAUCGAGAUGAUGUGGUACAGAAAGGCGAAGUAGGAGGCCAUUGUAAAUUAAAUAAAAUGCAAUUAAAAAAAGAAGGAGAGCAUAAGAGUCCACUUCAAUCAUGGUUUGCUGAACUUGAGCAUUUUACAGAACUUCCAUAUCGUCCAAUUCAAGAUAAGAAAUGUGAUACCGUGUUUACGAAACCAACAUUUAUAAUGAAGCUUGAUGCACCUGUGAAUAUGUAUCAUCAUUUUUGUGAUUUUUUGAACUUGUAUGCAUCCUUACAUUUAAACAAUAGCUUUACUACAGAUGUAUUUAUUCUUAUAUGGGACACUAUACCAUACAGAAGCAAUUUUGAGAUUACUUGGAAAGCAUUUACUAAGCAUCCAUUACUUAAUCUUGAACAGUUUAAAGGAAAGAGAGUGUGUUUCAAAGAUGUUGUAUUCCCAUUAUUACCUCGAAUGAUCUUUGGAAUGUAUUAUAACAUGCCUUUGAUACCAGGCUGUUACAAAAGUGGUUUAUUCCAUGCUUUUUCUAAACAUGUUUUACAUAAAUUAAAUAUUAAGCAAGAUGAAUAUUCUGGAAAGAAAAUUAUAAUUACGUUAUUGUCAAGAGCAACGACUUUCAGACAGAUAUUGAAUGAAAAUGAACUCAAUUGGGAUUAA
Messenger RNA from Centruroides sculpturatus (bark scorpion), 1340 nucleotides. It is a transcript of the gene Eogt, whose product is annotated as EGF domain-specific O-linked N-acetylglucosamine transferase-like. The record is from RefSeq and is a predicted model, not a curated record. Lineage: Eukaryota; Metazoa; Arthropoda; Arachnida; Scorpiones; Buthidae. The transcript has 13 exons. The coding region runs from base 228 to 1340 and encodes 370 amino acids.